AUGGCGCCAGAAUCUAAGACUCCGAAAAAGGAUCCCCGGGCCUGGGACGCUUUAACGCCGCCGCUGGCAGAAUGGAUUCUCGACGCCGUUUCGAGUAUGGGCUUUGCCCGAGCCACUCCCGUCCAGGCCAGCGUAUGGCCUCUCUUUGGAGGGGGGAAUAAGGAUGUAGUUGUCGAAGCAGUAACAGGAAGCGGGAAAACUCUCUCGUUCCUCCUCCCCCUCGUCCAUAGAAUCCUACGCCAGGAUGAACCCACAAAACGGCACCAUGUCGCCGCUAUCGUCGUUGCGCCCACGAAAGAACUCGCGGGCCAGAUCCACGGCGCCUUAACGUCGCUUAUCGCAUUUCACCCCGCGUCCGCCGACCUGCUCCCAUUCCUCUCAGGCGAGGAAAAGCGGCCGGAGACCAGUACUCCCGUGGUUGUACCACAGCUGCUUUCGGGUGGUAGCACCACGACGACGGCGCAGGACCUAAGUUUCUUCCUACGCGCGUCGCCGAAUAUCCUUAUAUCCACCCCGGGUCGGCUAGUGGAGCUGCUCUCAUCGCCGCAUGUGCAUUGCCCGCAAUCCUCCUUCGAAGUCUUAGUCCUCGACGAGGCCGACAGGCUCUUGGACCUAGGUUUCAAGGCGGAUCUGCAGAAAAUCCUGUCACGGCUACCGAAACAACGGAGGACGGGGCUCUUCAGCGCCAGCGUCAGCGAGGCCGUGGGCGAAAUCAUAAGAGUGGGUCUGCGGAACCCCGUCAAAGUUGCCGUGAAAGUAAAGAGCCUUAAGACCGGGGGUAUCAUCGAAGAGCGGCGGACUCCCGCAAGUCUGCAGAUGUGCUAUCUAACCACGCCCGCCAGCCACAAGUUGCCAAGCCUGGUCCAACUCCUCGAAAAACUCGACCCUCGGCCGCAGAAGAGCAUCGUGUUCCUCAGUACCUGCGCCGCCGUCGACUACUUCUCGCACAUCCUACCCGUCCUUCUACCAUCAGGUUUCGACCUCGUACCCUUACACGGUAAAUUCGACGCCAAGGUGCGGGAAAAGAACUUCAACAAGUUCCUCACCUCAGCCCAGCCCUCCAUUCUCCUCACAACCGACGUCGCGGCCCGCGGCCUCGACUUCCCUCAAGUAGACCUCGUAGUACAAAUCGACCCGCCCUCCGACCCGAAAUCCUUCCUCCACCGGUGCGGCCGCGCAGGCCGUGCCGGCCGCCGCGGUCUAAGCGUCGUAUUCCUUCAACCCAACGAAGAGGACUACGUCGCGUUCCUGGACGUGCGCAAGACGCCCAUCGCGCCGCUCCCCUUCCCGCGCAUCAUCGUCGCGGAGUCGGAGGCGCGCGACACGGCCGAGAAGAUACGGGCCGCGGUGCGCGCGGACCGCGCGCUGCACGACAAGGCGCAGAAGGCGUUCGUCAGCUGGGUCCGCAGCUACAGCAAGCACGCGGCGAGCUCCAUCUUCCGCGUCGGCGCCCAGGACUGGACGGACCUAGGGCUCGCGUGGGGCCUGCUGCGGCUGCCGAAGAUGCCGGAACUGAAGAAAUUCGCCGGCGACAAGUUCCUCGGCGUCGAGAUGGACUGGGAUGCGUAUUCCUACGCGAAGAAGGACCGCGAGAAGCUGCGGUUAACCGCGCUACGGGAGUACAUCGAGAAGAAGGAAAGCGGGGAAGGGGAAGCGGGGGGAGAUGAUAACGGCGCGGAGGCGCACAAGGCGAAGAAGAGGCGCAAUGCGGAGGCGUGGAGCGGGAAGCACGAGAAAGAGGAGCUGAGGGCGCAGCGCCGCGAUAAGAAGAGGCGCAAGCGCGAGGCGGGACGGAAGCAGGGGCUUAGCGAGGAGGAGAAGGCUAAGGAGAGGGAUCUCGAGAGUUUGCUGGAGGAGGUGAGGAGGAGGAAUAGGGAGAAAUAUGCUGCUGCUAGCGCUUCUGAUGCUGGGGAAGGAGGAGGUGAUGAGUUUUCGGGGUUUGAUUAG
This is a messenger RNA of Annulohypoxylon truncatum, 1947 nucleotides long. RefSeq names its product ATP-dependent rRNA helicase spb4. NCBI's taxonomy places the organism in Eukaryota, Fungi, Ascomycota, Sordariomycetes, Xylariales, Hypoxylaceae. The coding region runs from base 1 to 1947 and encodes 648 amino acids. The transcript has 2 exons. The record is from RefSeq and is a predicted model, not a curated record. Gene Ontology annotation, molecular function: ATP binding; nucleic acid binding. Gene Ontology annotation, cellular component: nucleolus.